AUGUGCGUAGCUGAUCGAGUUAUGGAUGGAGAUGUUCGAGCCUUGUACAAGGCAGAUAAUGCAGUUGUCGGUAGACAAGUUGUCGAUAGUCCAUCGGAUUUACCAGCAAUUCAAGCAAAAGAUACAGACGAAGCUCCAGCUGAGAUUGGAUGGUCUCAACAGCCAAAGUCGGUAGAAAUUGCCAUGAAACGACGAUUACAGUGGAACAAUUUGAUGGAUAUUUUGGAGCAUGAACGACUACACAAGGCUUUGAUUCGUAAAGUAACUAGGCUUUGA
Messenger RNA from Seminavis robusta, 276 nucleotides. The record is from the annotation of a GenBank genome assembly. Lineage: Eukaryota; Bacillariophyta; Bacillariophyceae; Naviculales; Naviculaceae.